AUGACUGUGUCAACCAAGUCGGCGAUCCUGACAACUGAUCCUGAUAGAUACAUCACCCAAGAUAGUCACAAGUUAGAGAUCGCUCCUCGUCCACCCAUGGCGGUCACUAAUGCUGUGUCGUGGCGGUCGGAAGGAGUCAAAUACAGGAAGAAUGAAGUCUUUCUUGAUGUCAUAGAAUCUGUUAAUCUUCUUGUGAGUGCCAACGGCAACGUGUUACGGAGUGAGAUAGUGGGAGCAAUCAAAAUGAGGGUGUUUCUGUCUGGAAUGCCUGAACUACGACUCGGCCUCAACGAUAAAGUUUUGUUUGAAAGUACAGGCAGAGGGAAGAGCAAGUCGGUGGAACUAGAGGACGUCAAGUUCCAUCAGUGUGUGAGACUGUCUAGAUUUGAAAAUGAUAGAACCAUCUCCUUCAUCCCGCCAGAUGGAGAGUUCGAGCUCAUGUCCUACAGGCUCAACACCCAUGUGAAGCCGCUGAUCUGGGUGGAGUCCGUGAUUGAGAGACAUGCCCACAGCAGGGUGGAAUACAUGAUCAAGGCCAAGAGUCAGUUCAAGAGGAGGUCCACAGCCAAUAAUGUUGAGAUCAUAAUUCCGGUGCCAACUGAUGCAGAUUCCCCCAAGUUUAAGACAUCUGUCGGAAGUUGUAAAUACUCUCCAGAAAUAAGCAGUGUAGUCUGGAGCAUCAAGUCGUUCCCGGGUGGUAAGGAGUAUCUGAUGAGAGCCCACUUUGGUCUACCCAGUGUGAUGAGUGAAGACCUUGAAGGUCGACCUCCAAUCAACGUCAAGUUUGAGAUUCCUUACUUCACUGUAUCAGGAAUUCAGGUUCGUUACCUGAAGAUCAUUGAGAAGAGCGGGUAUCAGGCACUACCUUGGGUGCGUUACAUCACCCAGAACGGAGACUACCAGCUACGUACCCAGUGAGAAGCUACUUCCAAUUGUCUGGGCAUCCUUGGAAUUGUCAACAGUGUCAAUGUAAAGUCCUAUAAGCUCAUCGCUGAACACCAUAUGUUCAGUCCUUGUAUGCCACACGGGUACUCAGAACAAAAUGGAGGCCAUUAUGGUACAACUGAUUUUAAGUAUCCUGAAAGAGAAUGAUAUGUACUUUAUGUGUCAGAAUCUAUUUAUAUGUUUGUUUUAUAUAAGAUAAUGCAAAUUCCUAGAUUGUUUAUUGAGAAAGCGGUGUGUGUUUUAAACAACUCGUAUUGAAACACUUUGCAAACGCAUAAUCAUGUUUGGGGUAAAAUCUGGCAAAAUGGCCACAAAAAUCAAACUAAGUUGUUCUUUGGAUUUGGACAAGAAAUAAUCCAACCAAAAAUGAAUCAUCAGGCUCAAAUGUGUGUUUGGACAUGGACUUGAGCACAAGAACAGGUUAUAUCUGAUCAGUGUUCGAAAUACCUGCCUGCCCGAUUGCUUGGCACGGGGUUAUUUUCAACACGGACUGCCAGAUUCUCAAAUUCACCUGCCCGACAGUCGGGUUAAAAUUUCGACAUGUAUAUAUGAAGAUAAUUUGUGGGCAGGUAAGUUUUGGUCAGGGCUGGCAAGUUUUACAUCUAACCAGCCCUGUGGACUGGCUGAAAGUUUCGGGAGUUUCAUACCCUGGUCUGAUGCUUGAAAACAUGAUGUGCUUUCUUGACGUUCAGUAUAGUUGUUCCUUUUCAACUGAAGGAAUAGUGAUCGAACAAAUAACAACACAUUCAAGGCAGAUCUAUAGCCAAGUCAUAUAGAAAAGUAAUAUAAUGUACUUUAGGAUUAUGGAGACAAUAUUCUGAUAAGGGAAGUUCCGUGACACCUGUCACAUAUAUUAUGUGUGUUAUGAAAUGAUAUAUCUCAUUAAUGCAGUCUUUGUUAGUUGGUGAAGCUGUUCUGUUGACGGCAGGUCGAUGUGCAUGUACAUAAUUGUUGUCAAAAGACAGAUAGACACAGUCCAUCAUCCAUUGUAUUUAUUUGUGUGAAAUAGAUGAAAUGCUGUUUGUUUGUUGCAUUUACAUGGCUUAUUUACAUUUAGUAAAGUUUAAGUAUUACCAAGGACAAAUCUUUGAUUUUAUCAUAUAUAAUCAGAAAUUGACAGCAAAGUAUUGAUCAUAACUUUAUUUAAAGAUUGUGCUGAAUUGUUAGAAUUUUAUCAUUUGUAGUUCAAUAAUGUAACAGAACUCAAUGUGCAGUAUGUAAUGUAUGCCACUAAAAUGGCAGUCAGAAGCUACGUAACAUUGAAGUGUUCAAUUCAGUCAAUAAUUUUCAAUCAGAUUGCAAUAAACAUAAGAUAUGUAUCUGAUUACUGAUUGAAAAGUCCAUUAGCGUCAGUUGGUCUAUGAAAGUAACAACCUGCAAAUGAUGUUGCUGAAUUCUAUUCAUAUUUGAUGUAUGAAUGAAAUUGUAGCAUGAUACAUAUUGUCAUCGUAAUGAUGGCUUAUUUGAGGGCAGUGCUAAAAUAGCUUUGAUAGUUUCACUGACACCAUUAUUGACAAAUUAUGGACAAUAACCACUAUUCUAAGAAAUGCAGGAAAAGAAACAGUGUUUUUUUGACUCAAGUAUGAUUAACAUGCUUGUUUGAAAAAAAUAUUUUCAGAAAGAUUAUUUUUUUCACACAUUCCUGAUUUUUACUCUGUAAAUCUGCAAACCAGUUGAUACAAAAUACACAUUGUCAAGACACUUGAGUGAAGCAAAUACACAAACAAGAAUUAGACAAAACUGAGGGAAAAUGUGAAAGAAUGAAGUUUGAGAUAUAGCACUGUUACCGGUGCCAUGUAUGAUGGAAUUAUUGUAAGAGGAUGUCAGCAACUUAAGUGAUAAGUUCUAAGAAAUGAUGUGCAGCUUGAAGGAAGCUAUCCUGCUGUCAGCUACAGUAUGCUAUGUGUCUACAUUCCUCAUGGUUGCACAAUUUGUCAUGUAUUUCAUCAAUUAAAUCUGCAAGUGCUA
This is a messenger RNA of Haliotis rubra (blacklip abalone), 2913 nucleotides long. RefSeq names its product AP-1 complex subunit mu-1-like. NCBI's taxonomy places the organism in Eukaryota, Metazoa, Mollusca, Gastropoda, Lepetellida, Haliotidae. The coding region runs from base 1 to 918 and encodes 305 amino acids. Gene Ontology annotation, cellular component: clathrin adaptor complex; clathrin-coated vesicle. The transcript is spliced from 8 exons. Gene Ontology annotation, molecular function: clathrin-cargo adaptor activity. The record is from RefSeq and is a predicted model, not a curated record. Gene Ontology annotation, biological process: intracellular protein transport; vesicle-mediated transport.